AUGUCAAUGCCGCGCCGCCUUCAGGCCUGUAGACAUGUACCGCUGAACCGGCGCUUUUCCUUUACAGUGGCGCAGACGGAUGAGCAGGAUUUGUUGGAUAGCAUUGAUAACACGUACCGGCGCCAAGAUGCGGCGUUGCAAGACCUGACGGAGGAGGACGUGCCGUAUGUGCGCAAUAACAUUUACAGCCCCUUUCCAGAGCCGAACGAAGGGCAAGGGCAAGGACAAGGGCAGGAUAAUGGCAAGGGUAAGGGUAAGGGGAGUUUGAAUAGGGUGGUUGAUGAUGGGGAUUCGGUGGGCUGGGCCAGGAGUGGGAAGAGGAAGAGGGGUUAUGGCAGGUUGGAGGAUUUGGUCUACUUUCUGUAUGAGUCCGGAGUGAGCGAGCUGACCGUGUGCGAUGGUAAACAUGGGGCUGCGCUUUAA
Molecule: messenger RNA, 423 nt
Organism: Pyrenophora tritici-repentis Pt-1C-BFP
Lineage: Eukaryota; Fungi; Ascomycota; Dothideomycetes; Pleosporales; Pleosporaceae
Source: RefSeq, a predicted model, not a curated record